CACCCGGCCCCGGCGCCCAGCGAGAGGAAAAAAAACAAAUCAGGAAUUCCGCGAGGGCACCACCAUGGCGGCCGCCGCCACCGCCUCUGCCUCGGCCGCCUUCCCCGCGGCCUCCCCCCUCCGCCGCGACGGCCGCAGGCCCUCCCGCGUGGCCGUCAGCGCCGCGGCGACGACGCCCGCGGAGGCGGCGUCGGCGGCGCUCGCGGCCGCCCCGGCGGCGCCGGCGCCGAUGGUGCGGGUGGCGCCGGAGUCGCUGCAGAGGGAGAGCGGGUGCCUCGUGGCGGGGUUCCGGGAGCGCAACGCGGGCGCGGCGGACGGGGAGGGGUUCGGUGGGGACGGCGGCGCGGCGGGGGGAGGAGGGCCCGGCGCGAUGGAGUACCUGACCAGCGUGCUGUCGUCCAAGGUGUACGACGUGGCAAUCGAGUCGCCGCUGCAGCUCGCCACCAAGCUCUCCGACCGCCUCGGGGUCAACCUCUGGAUCAAGCGCGAGGACCUGCAGCCGGUAUUCUCAUUCAAGUUGCGGGGUGCAUAUAAUAUGAUGGCAAAACUCUCUCCUGAGCAGUUGGAGAGGGGCGUCAUCUGCUCCUCUGCUGGAAACCAUGCUCAGGGAGUUGCUCUUUCUGCUCAGAGACUGGGAUGCGAUGCCGUCAUCGUCAUGCCGGUGACAACACCAGAAAUCAAGUGGAAAUCAGUGGAGAGGUUGGGUGCAACGGUAGUCCUCGAGGGGGACUCAUACGAUGAAGCUCAGUCAUAUGCAAAACUACGAUGCGAGCAGGAGGGUCGCACGUUCAUACCUCCAUUUGACCAUCCUGAUGUUAUCACUGGACAAGGAACUGUCGGCAUGGAAAUUGUUAGGCAACUGCAAGGUCCACUGCAUGCAAUAUUUGUACCUGUGGGAGGUGGCGGAUUAAUCGCUGGUAUUGCUGCCUAUGUGAAACGGGUUCGCCCAGAGGUGAAAAUAAUUGGAGUAGAACCCUCAGAUGCAAAUGCAAUGGCAUUGUCCUUGUGUCAUGGCAAGAGGGUCAUGUUAGAGCAUGUUGGUGGUUUCGCAGAUGGUGUAGCAGUCAAAACUGUAGGGGAGGAAACAUUUCGCCUGUGUAGAGAACUGGUAGAUGGCAUUGUUAUGGUCAGACGAGAUGCUAUUUGUGCUUCUAUAAAGGAUAUGUUUGAGGAGAAAAGAAGUAUCCUUGAACCUGCUGGAGCCCUUGCACUGGCAGGGGCUGAAGCCUACUGCAAAUACUAUAACUUGAAGGGAGAAACUGUGGUUGCCAUAACUAGUGGAGCAAAUAUGAACUUUGACCGACUUAGACUAGUAACUGAACUUGCUGAUGUUGGUCGAAAGCGUGAAGCAGUUCUAGCCACAUUUUUACCAGAGGAGCAGGGGAGCUUCAAACGAUUUGCAGAAUUGGUUGGCCGGAUGAAUAUUACUGAAUUUAAAUACAGAUAUGAUUCUAAUGCUAAAGAUGCCCUUGUUCUUUACAGCGUUGGCAUCUACACAAACAACGAGCUUGGAGCAAUGGUGAAUCGAAUGGAAUCUGCGAAACUGAGGACUGUUAACCUUACAGACAAUGAUUUAGCAAAAGACCACCUUAGAUACUUUAUUGGAGGUAGAUCAGAAAUAAAGGAUGAACUUGUUUACCGGUUCAUUUUUCCAGAAAGGCCUGGGGCCCUCAUGAAAUUUUUGGAUGCAUUCAGUCCUCGUUGGAAUAUCAGCCUUUUCCAUUAUCGUGGACAGGGUGAAGCUGGAGCAAAUGUAUUAGUUGGCAUACAAGUGCCACCGCAAGACUUCGAUGAAUUCAAGAGUUGUGCUGACAGUCUUGGGUACGAGUACAUGUCAGAGCACAACAAUGAGAUAUACCGGCUGCUGUUGCGUGAUCCGAACAUUUAAUGUCGUUAGGCACAUGAUGGGUGAAUGGCUAUUUUCCUUUGCCCCCAUAAAUUGAUGAGACUUUGCAAGCAAGAUUCAACUCCAAGGUAGAAGGCACACCUUGCUGCAUCUGUAGGAGUAAAGCCAUCGCCAUACCCAUUUAUGUAGUGCUGAUUUGGCUUUUGUUAACUUGUUAGAUUGUGUAGUGUAUCUGCUAUUGUGCAUCUGUAAUUCGUGCUUUGUGGUCUCAAUUAUUGGUGCAAGUCACCUAAAUUUCGCAAAUAAUGAUAAUAAAUAUGUAACCCAAAUAUCUGAUAAUAAUGUAUUGAGAUCCGGACUGCAUCAGUUCUAUAAAGUGUA
Messenger RNA from Panicum virgatum (switchgrass), 2227 nucleotides. Its product is annotated as threonine dehydratase 1 biosynthetic, chloroplastic-like. Gene Ontology annotation, biological process: L-threonine catabolic process. NCBI's taxonomy places the organism in Eukaryota, Viridiplantae, Streptophyta, Magnoliopsida, Poales, Poaceae. The coding region runs from base 65 to 1888 and encodes 607 amino acids. The transcript is spliced from 9 exons. Gene Ontology annotation, molecular function: pyridoxal phosphate binding; threonine deaminase activity. The record is from RefSeq and is a predicted model, not a curated record.